GUGUUUGAUAAUACAAUGGGUGUUAAAGUAUUUUAUAUAUAUGUAGAAUGGAUGAUAACGCGCUUAAUGAUUAGAUAGUCCUGAAAUAAUAGGUUCAAAGGCAAAGGUAUAUAGAUUCGAUCAUUGCAUUAUGAUAUUGCUCAUUACUAUUUUGACUUUUGAUCUUUGUGUCAUGCGCUCCAGAACAUUGCCGCGGAUGGAUGACUAAGAGAAAGCUGCUUUCUGCUCACUAUUUCUAUAACAUUGGAAGAGUGUGGUGUAUAGUGUGUAGUAGCUCUCUGUGCGAAGGAUAUAUUCGUCGGUGUGCGUUUUCUUUGUUUUGUUUUUUCUCUUCUCCGGGGAAUUAAACUGGUCUUAGUAUGAGAAUAUGCGGAUCCAUUCAACAAUGAAAACAGUAUUGGUAUUAGGAUUGGCUGUGUGCCUGUGGACGGCGAUCGUGGCGCAGGAGGAGGACGAAAAUUUCGAAAGAUUAUCGUCGGAACUGAAGCUGAUUAAAUGGGAUUUGGAGGAUGAAUGCAGCGAUAUCGCAGACAGUAUCAAAGAAUUCCACUUGGACAUCGUUAACAGCCUACACAACAAAAUUGUCAUGGAGACAACACACGCUAAAUUUAUACGCGAGCAGUCUCCUAAGCUGAUGAAGUUCGAGGACAACGUUCACUACGAUCUGGAAAAGACGUGGAAUCUCCUCAUAAAACCUGGUGAUCUACUUCUAUCUAAUGAAGAUUACAAAAAGUUGAGCGAAUUUGCUAAUGCCAAUCUGAUGAGAAAGAAGAACCAAGGAUACUCGAUCGAAAAAAGCAAAGAUGCCGAUAAAUUGGAAGAAAUGUGGAUGGUCAAAUGGGAGAACGUUUCGACGGCCGAAGAGUAUCCAAGCAUCUUGGGGCUGGUCAAUAAAGCAGCGCAAUUGAAUCAGCAGUAUGACGCCAAAAGUUAUUGGGAGAUGCUGACGGAGAUUGAUAACGCUUUUGGUAAAGCCGAGGAAUUGUGGAACGAAAUAGCUCCGCUGCAUGAGAAGUUGAAGAACUUUGUGCUUGUGCGUUUGAAUAAGCACUAUGGUACCAAUUUCACUGAUCAUAUACCAGCUUAUCUAAUUGAGCCUGGAGAUUGGAGUUCGUUAGCUGACAUUGUGUUACCACAUCCGCAGAUGUUGAAUGACGUAAAUACAGAAUUAUUGGAUAAAGGGAUUAGGAAUUCGUUUAAGAGCGCCGAGGGUUUCACGAAAGCCAUCGGUCUCGGUCGUUUUGGAAAGAAGUUCUGGCUGGAGAGCAAGUUUGAUCUGACGGCAUGCGAAAAACGGGCCGUCGGUCUUCAUUUUUGUACAGAUAAUACUGCAGAAGUUUUGACUUGCAACAGAAGUACUUUGGUAUCUCACGUAGGUGCUUACGAAUUGGGUACGGAUCUAAUGGUGAAGCGCAUUGGUUCGCGUCCUUUAAGAAACCUGCGAUACUCUUCGGCCGAAGAAACACUGGUCUCCUUGAGCUCAUUGCUGUCUAUGCAGAAUUUACCGUCGGAUGGUUUACUUGAUGAUAAAUACUUCGAGAAGGAGAUUAACAGGAAGACUGCUCUUCUCCUCACUGCGUUGAAGGUUCUACCCGCUUUGGCGUACUACCGGGCCGCAGAUGUUUGGAGGCUGGAAGAACUGCAGAGUCCGAGCGGCGAUAUCCAAGACAGCUGGUGGAAAAAUAGGGAGCAAUUUGAAGGUGUCAGCAGUUACGGUAACAAAUUUGCUGACUUCUUGGACGAUGAAGAGAUUCUCUAUAAUAAGCCUUACAUUAGUAAAUUUCUUGCUAAAUUUCUUCAAUUCCAAUUGCUGAAUUACUACCAAAUCAAUUUGUUUCAAGACAGCACUAAUGUGGCGAAGAAAUUCCAGAAUGACGCUACGUUCAAAGAUAUGCUCGAAGAUUUACCGAACAGGGAUUCGUUGGAUCUGUUGAGCUACCACUUUUCCAUAGACGAUGUCAGCGCGUAUCCUUUCCAAGAGUUCUUCUACUCUUUGGAGGAAUAUUUGGAUAACGCGCCGUUGCAUCAGGCGCCCAUCGUGAUGACGACGAAAGCGCCUAAGGUUGCAAAGAAGCAUUUGCCUGCAACAACGACGUCAACAACCACGACGACAACGACGACGAAGAAGCCGGAUGCAGUGAAACCAAAUCUGAGUCCAGAUCUUAUCGAAGAGGACAUUAAGCAGGCUACUGGAUCUGGCACUUACAUGGGCGGUUUCCUAGUGACGUGCGCCGUCCUUCUGGUGGUUGGCAUCAUCAUCUGGAAGAUGAAAAAAAGGAAACCAAAUAGGCCGCAGAAUAGACGGGACGAAGUUUGAUACUGUGCGGAGACCAAAGAAAAAGACACUUACUAGUGAUGUGAUGUUGUAAAUUUUAUAUAUAUAUAUAACGACCAACUAAAUUAAUUAAUUAUUUAAUAA
Molecule: messenger RNA, 2419 nt
Organism: Nicrophorus vespilloides
Lineage: Eukaryota; Metazoa; Arthropoda; Insecta; Coleoptera; Silphidae
Product: angiotensin-converting enzyme-like
Exons: 12
Coding region: 368-2317 (649 amino acids)
Biological process (GO): proteolysis
Cellular component (GO): plasma membrane
Molecular function (GO): metallopeptidase activity; peptidyl-dipeptidase activity
Source: RefSeq, a predicted model, not a curated record